Molecule: messenger RNA, 2312 nt
Organism: Anguilla anguilla (European eel)
Lineage: Eukaryota; Metazoa; Chordata; Actinopteri; Anguilliformes; Anguillidae
Gene: sp6
Product: Sp6 transcription factor
Exons: 2
Coding region: 459-1361 (300 amino acids)
Biological process (GO): regulation of transcription by RNA polymerase II
Molecular function (GO): DNA-binding transcription factor activity, RNA polymerase II-specific; RNA polymerase II cis-regulatory region sequence-specific DNA binding
Source: RefSeq, a predicted model, not a curated record
UUCCCUACCUGUAACCUGGACUGUGUGUGCAGAGGAACUUCGGGACUUUCGAAGGAUACUUGCUUUUUCCAUCUAAGCUGACUUAAAAAGUUUAGUCUGGUAUCUCAUUUUAAUUCCUUUCUAUUCUCAUUCCUAAUCUCAGUUUUCACCUUUCAUCCUUGAUUCACCGAAUAAGACCAUUUUCCCGGAUUCAAGAAAGCGUCUCAGGUAAAGUUGGAGUGAAGUAAGCCAGGGAUCAGCUAUUGCAUUCUGGGGGCUGCAGAAAGGUCUACAUCCCAGUGAACCUACAGUGGACAGUCACACUUGUCACUGAUCAGCUCCAUCAGACUACUUAUCAGGUGCUAUCCAUGGAAAUGUGCCUCUCCAAAUAACUGCAUCAACAAGAAGCUCUUUGCACACGCCAGACCUGUUCCUGCCUCUAGCAGCAGCUGUACAUACAGCAUUCACCUAUUGAUCCCAUGGCCCACCCUUAUGAGCCAUGGUUUCGGCCAGCACCACCUGGAGGCAGUAGUGAGGAUAUGAACAUGCCAUCUUGGUGGGAUAUUCAUGCAGGUACAGGGAGUUGGAUGGACCUACAGGGGGGGACAGGGAGUCUUCAAGGUGUGGGACAGGGAAGUGCUAUACAGUCUGCUCUGGGACCCUAUACCUCUGAGCCCCAGUUGUGCAGCCAACCCCCAUCCCAAAUGGCCUCAGCCUCACACCCCAUGCAACUCUUUCCACAGGAUAGCUAUAAGAUGGACCCAGGGGUUCCAGAGUUGCAGCCGCAACCACUUUCUCUGGAAGAGCCUGUGGAGAGCACCACAGCCACUCGCCCCAAGGCACACCGUCGCUCUGCCUCUAGGGGCUCAGGCCAAGCUGUGUGUCGUUGCCCCAACUGUGUAGAUGCUGAGCGGCUGGGCCACUGUCCUGAUGGCACCAAAAAGAAACACUUGCACAACUGCCACAUCCCUGGCUGUGGCAAGGCAUAUGCCAAGACCUCCCACCUAAAGGCCCAUCUUCGUUGGCAUAGUGGUGAUCGGCCCUUUGUUUGCAACUGGCUGUUCUGUGGCAAGCGCUUUACUCGGUCUGAUGAACUGCAACGCCACCUGCAAACACACACUGGUGCAAAGAAGUUCAGCUGCACUGUGUGUAACAGAGUCUUCAUGCGCAGUGACCACCUGGCAAAGCACAUGCGCACCCACGAGCCAGCUCGUGGUGAGGAGGAGAAGAGUGAGAGUGGAGCAGGUAGAGUGGGGAAAUGCUAUGAAACCCCCCAGACCCUGACCCUCAACACUGCUGCUCCCGGUACCAUGGAAGCCCCCCUUAAGCCCAAAUGUGAGCCAGAGCCCAAUGAACCCACAAUGGGUGCACAACCCAACUAAGGGUGUGCCAUCUGCAUUAGUUACUGUCCAGGCAAAGUGAUGUAGAUUACUACACCCUCUGAGUGAGACAAGACACAACAUGAUUUAAAAGUAGAGAGAGAUAGCCUAGCAUGUAGUGAUUAUGAACAGUUCAUGUCUUUAGUUAUGACUUCAGCAUCUGAGCUUGCCCACUUGGGUAAUUUACAAAUUUACUGACCCACAAUCUCACUAGUUCAUAGGCCCUGCAGUUAAGACAGGUGCUUCAUGACAAGAAUAGUGCAUACUAACUUGUUGUAGUUAGAAAAUGAAUUAACUCCCCUAACAGACAUGGGAGUAAACUGAAUGCUGGAAGGAACUGAAAUAAGUGAAUGCUCUGUUGUUUUUCUGAAGGUGCAUUUUUUUCUAAUAUAUGAUUUACAAUUUACAUUUAGUGAAAAGCGUUAGUGGUGACUGAGCCAUGAUCAUAGCUUACUGCUUAUAUUGCUAAUACAGCUACUCUGCUUUCUAGCUGUUGAGUUUGAAAUAGAUAGAAAUAGAAACACUUUUUCAUCCACAGACAUAACAUGAACUUUUACACCUCAAGCAGACCAAAUAACAUCUCAGAGUCUAUUGACACUUUCCUUUUUCAGAGAAUCGGUACUUCUCAGGCACUUGAUCAAUUUUUUUUUUAUUUCCAACUCAGUUCUUCACCCUAUCUCCCCUUAUGAAAAAAUCACAUGAAAUUUGUGAAAUAAAAUGUGAAAAGAAAAUGUCACAUGUGAACUGAACAUUUUCAUGUUUGAUUGGCUUUUUUCACAUGCGAAUGAAAAUAACCACAUGGGAUAAGUCAUUUGCAUCUUCACAUUUUCACACUUCACUGACUUUGAAAAUUGUGAACAGCAAUUUUCAUGUGAAAACAAAAAAUGACUUGUAAUAGCAUAGGUUUCCUUUUUCCCCACUCUUGUCUUAUAAGAGGGAUUAUUUCUAUGGUUC